Caenorhabditis remanei is the source of this 810-nucleotide messenger RNA. RefSeq lists its product as uncharacterized. The record is from RefSeq and is a predicted model, not a curated record. The transcript is spliced from 4 exons. Gene Ontology annotation, molecular function: glutamate synthase activity. The coding region runs from base 1 to 810 and encodes 269 amino acids. NCBI's taxonomy places the organism in Eukaryota, Metazoa, Nematoda, Chromadorea, Rhabditida, Rhabditidae.
AUGAGUCCGGUUUUAGUUUUUGAGAAGAAUUUCGCAGAGCUCACCAAGACCGUCAGUCGCUCCAUGGGUAAAGACAUCCGUCUCAUAGUCGAGGGACAUAGUAUAUUCCCACCUCCGAAGAACCUACGAUCAGAUCCAGCAUUAUUUCUGUUCCUACCCAACUCAUCUUCGAUCUGGAGUGUGCGAUUGCAAUGGAAGUUGGGAAUUCCUGAGGCAACUCAUCAAGUUCUCACAAUGAACAAUCUUCGUUCUCGUGUCGUCCUUCAAGCUGAUGGUCGAAUCCGUACUGGUCGUGAUGUCUUGAUUGCCGCACUUCUUGGAUCUGAUGAGUUCCGAAUGUCCACCGCCUCACUCAUCGUUCUUGAAUGCACGAUACGUUUCCUCCAAUUCAGCCAACAAAAAGGCCAUUAUGUUGCAAUUCGGAUCUAUCCUGAAUUACGCCCAACAAAUAAUCUCAUACGAGACCCCGAAUAUGGAGAGUUGGGACGGAAAGGAUCUCGUUCCAUUACCAACAACUUGAAGGGAUACGCUGGACAAUUGUUUGUAGAAUUCUUGGCCAAAAGAGUCAGUAUCACUCUUGAAGGAGAUGCCCAUGACUACGUCGGAAAGUGUAUCUCCGGUGGAAAGAUUGUUGUCUUCCCCCCAAAGAACGCCUCAUACAAGUCGGAGGAGAACUCCAUCAUUGGAAUCGUCGCUUUGUACGGAGCUACAUCUGGAGACCGCUCCUAUUCAGCACAUGAACGCAAUCUGAGUCUGUUCUACCAGUUCAAACUUCUCUGUUGUAGAUUCUUAUUGUUUUUAAUAUAUUAA